AGUUGCGCAUGCGUGGUUUUCAUUCAAUCACUAGCUGCGUUUACAUCAACUUGUUUGAAACAUUUUGGCGAAUUGCUGGGGGUGUAAGUUGGAAAUUAGUCUAAAAUGGCUGUUAGACUGAAGAACACAAAUCAAAAUAUUAGCUAUGUUGUUCUACAAAAGCCAGAAACAUCGCAACCUACACAAAAUACUAUUGUGACGCAACCUAAGCCGUGUAUGAAGGUUUUGAAAUACCCCGACGGCAGUACUACUUCGGAGUUUGUUAUCAGAGCACCUAAGUUUGUUUAUUUUAAUAAAAUAACCAUUAGAUAUUUGGGUCAUUUGAGUAAUUGGUUAACUUCAAAAGGAAAUUACUUAACCACCAUUUUUUUUUUGUCUCCAAUAUUUAGCUCAAGAUAAUUUUUGUACAUCUUUUUUUUUAUAUUUUCAGAAGCAACAAAAGAAAAUACUCGCUCAUGAAGUUUGAGUAUUCGGGUAAUUUGGACUUUAAUCGACUUGGGGAUGCCGUUAUACAACGUGAAAAUAAUUUGAAAGCCUACAAACAAGCACAUGAUAUUGACUCGGCACCAAAGUUCGGAGAAGGGAGUGAAUAUCGUAAAGAAGAGAAGGAGGAAGCAAGAAGAAAAAAAUAUGGCAUUAGAAGACAACAUUACAAUCCGGAGGAUCAACCAUGGAUUUUAAAUUUAGGCGCUAAGGAAAGACAAAAGCGUUUCAAAGGCGUUCGAGCUGGUGGAGCCUCAGACAAUGCAUCGUAUUAUAUAUUCACUCAGUGUCCUGAUGGUGCAUUUGAAGCGUUCCCUAUCAGUGAUUGGCAUAUCUUCAAGCCUUGUCCAAAAUACAAUCACUUGACUGCUGAAGAAGCUGAGGAGGAAUUUCUAAAUCGUGAUAAAAGAUUAAGUCGCUUAUCUGUCAAGGUUUUGCGUCAAAUACGGAGAAAGAAUGAUGAAGAAGAUACCGAAGAAAAAGAAAAAGAGAAGAAGGGUAAAGAUUUGAUGCUUACGGAAAUGGAUGAUUGGGGUGGAUCUGAUAGGGAAAGUGGGGAUAACGACGAUGGUGUGUCUGAUAAAAGGAAGAAAAAGAAAAAUGUCCAGAAGAAAAAAUCUCAGAGGAAGAAUUCUGACGAUGAGGCCAUGGAUGAUAGUGACGAUGGCGAUAAAGAGCAAGAAGAAUUGGACUAUAUGACUGAUACGGAUAGUGAUGAUGAGAAUAUGUAUGAUGAUAAAAGAGGAAAGGAAGACGCCAAGAAAUAUGAGGAGGACGGUGUUGCUGAUGAGGACGGACUGAAAAAAUUAUUAAACUCUGAUGACGAAGAGGAAGAAGAGAAGCCUGAAGAUGAUGAAAAUAAUGAUGAAGAAAAAGAAAAGAAAAAUAAAGCUGAAAAAAAGAAAAAAGGAAGCGAAGAAUUGAUGAGCGAUUCCAGCAGCAGUUCUGAUUCAAGUGACGACUCUGCUGAUUCUGAUCCCGAAGCUGGGGUCACUUCUCCGCUGCUUUUGCAAAAGAAAAAGAAAACUCCCCCCGAAAGCCGAUCUGCUACUCCAACAAAUAAUGAAGCAGCAACUAAUAAGAGGAAAGCGGAUAGUGAUUUACCUCCACCAAAUUCUAAAAAAGCUCGUGCAGAGAGAAUUAUCGCCCAAGUCGAGAAAGCCGGUAAUACUCCACCUGGUACUAGUGUAGCUACACCUAAUUUAGGCAAAGGAGAGAGUAGUUUAAAUGUUGAAAAUGUUAGACGAUAUCUCAUGAGAAAACCAAUGACAACAACCGAACUGAUUAAAAAGUUUAAAACAAAGAACCAAAAUCUUACAAGUAAAGAAAUUACUAUGCAUCUGACUGAUAUUCUCAAGAAAAUUAAUCCUGAUAAAAAGAAGAUUAACGAGGCUCUUUACCUGUCUGUUCCAGCUGAUAAGUCAGCAAAAACAAGUAGUAAAGAGUAAAUUAGUGUUCAUAAAUGUGGAAAGUUUUUCUAUGUAAUGUAUUCUUUGCUAAAUUCCUGAUAAUUUGAAAAAACAAAAAUUGUUGUAUGUAUUUUUUUCUCGAAUGAAGUAAAAUAAACAAUUUGUCCUU
This is a messenger RNA of Dimorphilus gyrociliatus, 2061 nucleotides long. The record is from the annotation of a GenBank genome assembly. NCBI's taxonomy places the organism in Eukaryota, Metazoa, Annelida, Polychaeta, Dinophilidae.